UUUUAGCGCAGGCUUGCUUUUUCAUAGGCGUGUGUCCGUGUGUGCCAAAGGGUGCUCCGCUCUUACCAAUGCGAUUAAUGAACCAACUGAGGGAACACUAAACAAACAAGCUGCUUUUCCUUUUCGUCUGUGUUUCAAUACGGACGAGCUUCGCGUCUGCAAGGAAUCAUCCCUCUGCACGAGCACAAAGGAAAAUUAAAAAGGGAAGCAAAGAGUGAAACGGAGCAGGAAAUUACAGCCCGAAGAUAAGGAGAUUCUUCCUCUCACAGAGGCCAUGGAAUCCCAAGGUCUGCUGUGGAAUGUCACAACUUACUUAAGGGGUCCAACACUUUACCCUCAGCUUAAUCACCUGACUGCAGUCCUGCUGUCUCAUUGGAUCAUCUUUGGAGUUAAGCGAUGGACUCUAGCUGAACAGAAGUCUAACUGAAGACUGGUUGUGUUUCAUUCUGUUCCCUAAUUCCCUAUGACGUGCUUCUGGACAUUGUGGACAAAUGAUCUUGUGUGAAAAUCUCCAUCUAAACUCGUGAACACCACUGAGAGCCGAAGCGUUUCCACCACUGCUCGUCUCCUGAAAGGAUAACAGUGGUGAUCAGUCUGCUCUGGGUCAUGCUGUGUGGCUGACUUCUAUGCUCUAGCUGAAAUGAGGUUGGUGAUUUUGGGGUCGCGGCCCCUCUUGGCCUUGACCCUCACGCUCGCCCUCACCUGCCUGAAACAUUUGUGCCAUGGUGCGACACCCUUUCCUCAGGACCUGGAGCCCAUCAGCACCGUCGGUAGUGAACGCACCUACCUGUACCCCAGUUUCCAGGGGAACAUGUCAGAUAACGACACUGCCAGACUGGGGCUGGAUUUUCAGAGGAUGCUGCGGAUUAACCACAUGGUCUACAUUGCUGCAAGAGAUCACGUUUUUGCCAUUAACCUCAGCGCUUCAGCGGAGCGUAUCAUCCCCCAACAGAAACUGACAUGGAAGACAAAGGAUGUGGAGAAAUGCACUGUCAGGGGGAAAAACAGCGAUGAGUGUUACAACUACAUCAAAGUGCUGGUGCCACGUAACGAUGAAACUCUCUUUGCGUGUGGAACCAAUGCGUUCAACCCCACAUGUCGCAACUACAAGAUGUCUUCUCUGGAGCAGGAAGGAGAGGAGGUGGUCGGUCAAGCCCGUUGCCCUUUCGAAUCCCGCCAGUCCAACGUUGGCCUGUUUGCCGGCGGUGACUUUUAUUCAGCCACAAUGACAGAUUUUCUAGCAAGUGAUGCAGUGAUUUACCGAAGUUUAGGAGAAAGCAGCCCUGUCCUGCGUACCGUAAAAUACGACUCAAAAUGGCUACGAGAGCCUCAUUUUCUUCAUGCCAUUGAGUACGGGAACUACAUCUACUUCUUUCUCAGCGAGAUUGCUGUGGAGUACACCACCCUUGGCAAGGUGGUGUUCUCUCGGGUCGCUCGGGUGUGUAAGAAUGAUAACGGUGGCUCUCCAAGGGUUCUAGAGCGCUACUGGACGACUUUCCUGAAAGCCCGAUUAAACUGUUCGGUUCCGGGUGAUUCAUUUUUCUACUUUGACGUUCUUCAGUCAUUAACCAAUGUCAUGCAGAUCAACCACAGGCCUGCGGUGUUAGGCGUCUUUACCACUCAAGCCAACAGUAUCACCGGUUCUGCUGUAUGUGCGUUCUACAUGGAUGACAUAGAGAAAGUGUUUAAUGGGAAGUUUAAGGAGCAGCGAAACAGUGAGUCGGCCUGGACGCCAGUUCCUGAUGAAACGGUGCCCAAACCACGGCCGGGGUCCUGUGCUGGUGACGGCCCUGCUGCUGGUUAUAAGUCCUCCACAGAUUUCCCUGAUGAAACUCUUAUAUUCAUUAAGUCUUAUCCGCUAAUGGAUGAAGCCGUACCGUCUGUCAACAACCGACCCUGCUUCACUCGAACCACCAGCAGGUUCAAGUUGACCCAGAUCGCUGUGGACACAGCAGCUGGCCCUUAUAAGAACUACACGGUUCUGUUUCUGGGUUCAGAAAACGGACGAGUCCUGAAGAUUCUCGCCAGCAUGCACCCAAACUCCACCUAUAGCACGCAGGUUUUGGAGGACAUAGAUGUUUACAACCCCAACAAGUGUAAUGUGCGUGGUGAAGACCGUAGGAUUCUGGGAUUGGAGUUGGACAAAGAUCAUCAUGCCCUUUUUGUGGCGUUCUCAAGUUGCGUGAUCCGCGUUCCACUCAGUCGCUGUUCUGACUAUGACAUCUGCAAAAAGAGCUGUCUGUCCUCGCGAGACCCUUACUGCAUCUGGCUGAGUGCGGGGAACUGUGCCACAGUGGCGCCGGGAUUCAAGUCUGGAUUCGAGCAGUAUGUGGAGAGUGGAUAUCCUCAGUACCCAGACAGCUGUCAUGAUGUCUUGGCCACGACUCGCAAGCAGAACCCUGCAGUGGACUCGGCGUACGGAAAGACCUCACCCACAAGCGCCAGCACAACCAAUCAGGGGCCAGCUCUGCCCAAGGGUGUCUCUGAGACAGGUACCCGCCCCGAGGAGGGGAGGCGGGGAGGGCAGGGUUCUCCUGACUUGAAGCCAGGCAGUGUGGAGAUGGAGGGAGUGCGCCGACCCCCUGAGGUAGAUAAGUCCAACCACAGUGUUCACUACACUCUGCUCAUUGCGUGUGUCCUGGUGGCGUUUGUCCUGGGAGCUUUCCUCUCCGGAUUCCUUGUUUCCUGUUACUGCAACCACAACGUGAACAAGACCAAAAGGCUGUCGAAAGAUCCAGAAGCACCAAUCCCACAUGCCCUAUCCCUGCGCAGCCUGGCCAAGUUAAACGGCUUGCUAGAGACCCAAAACAAAGACGAGAAGCUGGAGGUAUCUUCACCCAAACUCUACAACCCUUUCUUUGCGAAUGGAAAAGAGCAGGCGCAUCGCAGGAAUGCCCAUCAUGCUGCCAUGACAGAACUCAUUCACCCACAUCAUCAUCACUCUGCAGAGCUCUCUGGGCUUCCCACACCUGAUUCGACGCCAGAGCUCCCAAUCAAGAGUAUGAAGGCCUUCAAGAACCAAUGGGAGAAGAAUCAAAACUGUAAUAACGCUAAAGAACCCAAGUCCCAUAACAUGGGAGCAUGUCGGCCAACCACUGGAAUGCAGCAUCAGAUUUUCCCCUUCUCCCAAGGACUGACUAACGGACAAGUAUUAGGUAGCUCAGCACACAUGGAGGAACGCAAAGUCCACAAUGCGGAGCGUGUGGCAAGCCAGCCAUACCACUGCUACCCACACAAGAUAGUGGAUGUGACCUCGCUCGACGAGCUUCUGAAACACAUCCAUGAAAUCAAUGUGGCUACAGGCAAGAGUCCCACUGUCCUCACCUCGUCCAUGUCAGCCAACGCCGGUCAGAUGGCGUUUGCAAACCGCGUACAGCCGCAGAUCCCAGAAACAGAAUCUGCACCAUAUUACAGUUCCUCCACGCUUCCUCGGGAUAGUCUAACUCGCCGCAUGGAUGUCCCACCAGAGAUUCCUCCCCAUCAUCAAUCUACUCUUGAGAGAGUGUCCCGUCACCCGUCUCAACGGCACUCUCUGAUAACCACUCCCAAGAUGCCCAGUGGGGGUGUGGUGCCACGGCAGCACAGCUUCAACCAGCGCAGCGCCCAUCAGCCCCUCCUGCUCUCUCGAAUGAACUCUAAUGGCAGCAGUUCAGGUUGCGACGUAUGGCAUCCACUCAUCCCUAAUGGAUACGUAUCUCGCCAACAUAGCUACAACGAGCAGCCAGAAGUCCACCGUGGAGCUAUUGUCCGUCGGACAGCCUCGCUCAAGCCCGACGUCCCACCCAAACCACUGUUCAUCCCUGCUAGCUCGCCUGUCAACCAGGCAGGGAACUUCAACUACUGAACGACGGAGAAGAAAAGCCUGUGGUUUUUCGUAAAAGUCCACUCAACCUCUCAGAACUGAUUGUGGUCAUAAACAAUUAAAAGACUGGAUGAAAAACUUGCCUUUAUGGGAAAGAAAUCCUCUGGAGAUUGGCUGCCAGUGUUGUCGACUUUACAAUUGAACUAUGACUUGUUUUUCUCAGUUUCCUGAAUAUAUUUGUACCAUAUUGGUAUUGCUCAGCUAUUGGCCAUUAGGAGAGGAGUUGUUACAGGAGUCCACCUAGAUUUUGGCUGCCACAGUGAUAAAUGUGUGUGGCUUGACGGUGUUACUUUGGACUGUCUAAACAGGUGUCAAUGAUCCAAACCUACCUUUACCUGAACUUUUAUCCGAACAAGUGUGUAUACGCCUUGUUUGAUAUUCUGAUAUUUCUUGCUUUGGCUUAACUAUUCUGUUGAUGUAGAGUUGAUGAACUGUGCUGAUUCCAAUUAGAAAUGUGUAUAUAUGCAUGCAUGUGUGUGUGUGUGUGUGUAUAUAUAUUUAUAUAUAUAUAAAUAUAUAUGUAUGUGUGUGUACAUAUACAUACCCAGUGUAUGUAUCUAGAUUACUGAAAUGGUUUGACCCCCUCAAGUUCCUUCGCCUUAUUUUGAAAGCAGAUGUGCUGUUGAAAUGCCCACACAACUUGAAGUGAUCUCUGUAAAAUCCAUAAGCAAUAAUCUCCACCAUAUUCUGUAACUCCAGUGUAAUUUAGUUAUAACAACUCAAACUCAGUAAAGUUCAAAUUCAGAUGAUUAAAUAUGGCUAGAGAAACAGAUCGGCCCAAGUGAGGUGAAUCAGUCUUGGUGUUAUAAAGGAGAUGUAUGUAUAUACCUAAGAAGAAUGUAUUCUUGUCUAUAAGCUGCAGAAUCAGUGUGAGGUGCUCCAGUAUUUACCCUUUGUCUCCUCUGUUAAAAUCAUAGGUGAAAGUGAAUCAAAAUUUUUGAAUCUCUUUUCAGUGGAAACAUCAAACAUGGUGUCCUAUCCAGGCGUGAUAAACCAAUAAAAUGAUCUCUUCUAUGUAAAUCUUAAGUUUUUGUCUUGAAUCAUCCGUGACAACUUUGUGUUCUGUUAUAUAAAGCCCUGCCCACAGUGAAAUCUGACUGGUCUAAACUUGUGCUCCACAAUCAUCACUGGCUCUGCCAUGAAGCAGUUUGACAUACUGAAACAGGUCGCACCUGGAUAGGACACGGCACAAGAGUCCAGAACAAAAAGAUUUCUUACUUUUGUCCUGAGUUAUUCAUAUAUUAUGUAAAAAUGUAUCGAUAUUAACACUACAACUGUUUUGUGUAAAUAGAUGAACAAUAACUAGCCAAAUUUUAAUUGUUCGUGUAAAUUUGUGCCUUAUUUAAUAUGAUGUGUUAAGGGGGGAGGGUGACGGCCGAGUGGGAGAGGGGACAUAAGAAAAGGGCAGAGAGGCCAUCAUUUAUCUUUUUAUUUUUAAUAUUUGUAAUUUUUUUUUAAGCUUGGUUGUCUGUAUGUCAUAAUGUUGUAGAUAUAUAUUUCUAAAUACUUUUGAUAUCCCCAGGCUGUGACGCUUUUGCAUUUUGGAACAGCAUCUACAUAGUUUUCCCUCCAAAGAGACAUCUAUCUAUCUAUCGAUCUAUCUAUCUAUCUAUCUGUCUAUCGAUCUAUCAUUAUAUCUAUCUAUCAUUCUAUCUUUCUAUCGUUCUAUCUAUCGUUCUUUCUAUCAUUUUAUCGUUCUAUCUAUCGUUUUAUCUAUCAUUCUAUCUAGCUAUUGUUCUAUCUGUCGUUCUAUAAUUUUAUCGAUUGUUUUGUCUAUUAUUCUAUCAUUCUAUCCAUUACCUUGUGUCCUAUCUUUUGCUCUAUGUAUUUCUUUGUCUAUCAUCUAUCUAUCAAUCAAUCUUUCGUUUGAUCAUUCUUUCUAUCACUCUGUCUAUCCUGUCUGUUUUUCUGUGUAUUGUUUUAUGUUUUAUCUCUUUUUUCCUGCUUUCACGUUGAACUCUGCAUUAGUUUAAGAAACCUGUGUCUUUACUGACAGGUUUGUUCUGAAAUGGAUGAAAUAAGAUGUAAGAUGCGUGAACUUCUAAACUGCAGUGAAUCUUCAGAUCUUAUGUUUAAUGGCGAGAGCAAGACUUCUUAGGCUUUGCACUCUGUUUAGAGGAGAGACUUCUGUGUGUGUGUGUGGGUGGGUGGGUGUGUGUGUGUGCGCGCGCUCUUUAUGAGGAGACCAUAUCACUUGGCUGUAGUUCAAACACAUACCUCCCUUUGCUUUUCCCCAGUACUUCAGUCUGGCAGAGUAACUCAGAACAGUUCCUCUGCUCAAAGGCAUCUUCAUCUUCUUCUUCAGUCUGUCUUAAGACUCUAUGAUGUGUCGGCGUUUGCAUAAAUUUGGUGCUGGUCUGAGAUACAGUUUUUAUCAUGUACACUUGAAUGAACCUUUCAAAUUGGCUGCCUGUAACUGUGUGCUCUGUUUCCCCUCACAAAACCAAAUGCAAUGUCACAUUUUAAUAGACGGCUACCACAUCAUAUGCAUCCCAGGUGGAAAAUGGACUGAGGGUUGAAUCCCUGCACCGUCCUCGACGGAUAUCCAGAGUGAGGAGACCGAGUGGAAAGAGACUGGUGUAGUUUCUUUGAAUUUCUUUCUAUAGACAUAAUGAUGGAAAGGGAACUGCGUGUGUCUGUUUUAUCUGCUUUAACCAUUGAGGUUUCUGUUAUUGCACAGUGUAAAUACAGUCCUGGAGUUUCCCAGGAUUCAGUGCUCUGUUAUGAUUACUAUUGGGCAAAGCCCUAUGGAUUCUCCACCUCUGCUUUUAUGGAAUACUGUUGUAUUUUCCUUAUAACAGAAAUAAAUGAAAGAUCAUAACAUGCA
Messenger RNA from Carassius gibelio (silver crucian carp), 6689 nucleotides. RefSeq names its product sema domain, transmembrane domain (TM), and cytoplasmic domain, (semaphorin) 6E (gene sema6cb). The coding region runs from base 641 to 3844 and encodes 1067 amino acids. Gene Ontology annotation, molecular function: semaphorin receptor binding; chemorepellent activity. NCBI's taxonomy places the organism in Eukaryota, Metazoa, Chordata, Actinopteri, Cypriniformes, Cyprinidae. Gene Ontology annotation, biological process: positive regulation of cell migration; negative chemotaxis; neural crest cell migration. The transcript has 23 exons. The record is from RefSeq and is a predicted model, not a curated record.